Molecule: messenger RNA, 225 nt
Organism: Grosmannia clavigera kw1407
Lineage: Eukaryota; Fungi; Ascomycota; Sordariomycetes; Ophiostomatales; Ophiostomataceae
Exons: 3
Coding region: 1-225 (74 amino acids)
Biological process (GO): microtubule nucleation by interphase microtubule organizing center; mitotic spindle assembly; gamma-tubulin complex localization
Cellular component (GO): gamma-tubulin ring complex; interphase microtubule organizing center; spindle
Source: RefSeq, a predicted model, not a curated record
AUGCCCGCCGACCACAAUGAAAAGCAGGCGGCCGCCCAGGCUGCCGUCGACAUUCUCCAUGAGAUGUCCACCAUACUCAACUGCGAGCUAGAUCGACGCACCCUGUCCAUCUGCAUCUCCAUGAUCGAGAACGGCGUGAACCCGGUGGCGCUUGCGAAAGCCAUAGUCAAGCUGCGCGAGACCGGCCAGCAGGUGGAGCAGCACAUGGCUUCGCAGAAGCGGUAG